AUGGAUCUCUCACCAUCCACCUGGCGUGUCCUCGGCUUGUCAGUGGCUACAAGCUACAUUGGCUUGGGCACAUUCGCCAUCACAUGCCCAGACCUCGCGGCCAAAUGCUUCGGCAUAUAUCCAGACAGCAGUGACGGCAGUUCGGGGAUUUCACACACAGCAACUACACCAGACCGCCAUAAAGGCAGAGGCACAGAAACCAGCAAAAAUUCCAGCUUGCCGACUGAUAGAGACAACCACGCCGCCGCCGUCUCGACAUCGAUGCUCCUCCUUGGGGCCCGUGAUCUCAGCAUCGGGAUUGCACUCGCCUGGCUGGACUACCAAGAGAACCCACGGACCAUGGGAUCGGUCAUUCUCAGCGGAUUGGUCUUGUGUGUCGUUGAUAUCUAUGAGAUUUGGAGGCUGCGUGGGCCGGGGUGGGCGAGUAUAUUCGCCGCAGGGGCUGGUGUAUGGAUAGGCAUUGGGUUUGGAUUGGUCCAGUAG
This is a messenger RNA of Capronia coronata CBS 617.96, 483 nucleotides long. RefSeq lists its product as uncharacterized. Lineage: Eukaryota; Fungi; Ascomycota; Eurotiomycetes; Chaetothyriales; Herpotrichiellaceae. Bases 1 to 483 code for a protein of 160 amino acids. The record is from RefSeq and is a predicted model, not a curated record. The transcript has a single exon.